ACAUAAGUUAUUACUGUUUAGGUACACCUGUCAGACACAUGUAACUACGUGACUCGCAAUAGAUACAAAGUGCGUUUAAGGGGAAAAAAAAGUAUUUAAAACAAUUCUAGUCGGGAGAACUUGUUCACUGUCAGUCUGCAAAACGCCCCGACACACAUCAUGUUCCGACCUGUCAUCUUCUUCGCCUUGCUGGCAUGCGGGCUGGCCAGCAAGAAGUCCGUCUUCUUCAACAAAUUCAAUCCGAAGAUCAUAGGAGGAUCUGCGGCUUCCAUUGAAGAGUUUCCCUACAUGGUGUCCCUGCAGCUGGACUUCCUGGGCAUAAUCCGCCUCCACAUGUGCGGCGGCUCCAUCAUCUCCCAGAACUGGGUCGUCACGGCAGCCCACUGCACCGAGGACGAGUCGCCGUCGUCGCUGGUGGUCCGCGCCGGCAGCGCGCGGGAGGCCAGCGGAGGACAGGUCCGCUCCGUCAGCCAGAUCAUCGAGCACCCCAACUUCGACCAAGGGAUCCCUCUCGACAACGACAUCGCGCUCAUCAGGGUAAGCCAACCCUUCGUCUACGGCACCACGGUACACCCUGUGGUGCUGCCGGCAGCUAAUGCGGCGGUGGCUUCUGGCACAUAUGGCGUGAUUACUGGCUGGGGAGCCACUUCACAAGGAGGCAGCGGCUCAGCCACUCUGCUCCAAGUGAGUGUGCCCCUGAUGACCAACAACCAGUGCACGCAGUACUACGCCGGCAACAGGAUCUCCAAUGGCAUGAUCUGCGCUGGCUACCAAGCGGGAGGAAAGGACUCUUGCCAGGGAGACUCCGGUGGUCCGCUCGCCGUCGAAGGCGUGCUGGUGGGCAUCGUGUCGUGGGGUGCCGGCUGCGCGCAGCCCAACGCCCCUGGAGUCUACGCCCGCGUCGCCUUCUACAGGCAAUGGAUAUCCUCCAACACCGGCAUCUAGGCGCCACCUCAUCCAUGCUUCGAGCUGCUGCCACGGCGAUGACUGCGCCGCCUACACAGCAUCGCGUCUAAAAUAAAUUACCUACUUAAAAAAAA
Molecule: messenger RNA, 1040 nt
Organism: Bacillus rossius redtenbacheri
Lineage: Eukaryota; Metazoa; Arthropoda; Insecta; Phasmatodea; Bacillidae
Product: trypsin-4-like
Exons: 7
Coding region: 160-945 (261 amino acids)
Biological process (GO): proteolysis
Molecular function (GO): serine-type endopeptidase activity
Source: RefSeq, a predicted model, not a curated record